This is a messenger RNA of Hyaloperonospora brassicae, 2496 nucleotides long. Lineage: Eukaryota; Oomycota; Peronosporomycetes; Peronosporales; Peronosporaceae. The record is from the annotation of a GenBank genome assembly.
AUGAAGGUUCUCUCUCUUCUGGCGUUGUUGGCUGCCACUGCGCCUCUGAAACGAGUUGGCGGCUUGUCCGUCCAAAAAGUGGCGACAAACAGCUCCUUAGCCGAGACUAGUCCGUUCGUCGAGGACCCGGAGGAAGUAUCAAUUACCAUGCGCGCGGGAAGUGAUGAGCCAGAGGACAGCGGCGACGAGAGGACGGUCGAGUGGCCGAAUUUGGCUCAAAAGGCCGUGUCUAAGCUUGCCAAGCUUGCCAACAUUCCACUUUCGCUCGAGACGAAUGAAAUGAAGGCGUUCCGCGAGGUUCAGGUUAAUGAAAAGGCCUUGGAAAUUCGGAAAAGCUCCAAUACGCAAAAGACUUCGAUCGCGGCACCCACAAAAGCGGAAGAGGACGGCGUCGUGGAAAUAGCGCUCGCCGGAUUGAAGAAUACCGGUGAUGUAGAGACAAAGACGACCACCACGACAUUGUCGGAGCAGCAGUUGGACGGGUGGCUAAAGGACGUUGUAUCGCCUGGCGAUUUUCUGACUUCGCUCAAGCUGCAUGAAGGUCAUGUGGGCGCAAAGCUGGAGGUUUUCGAUCAAUUUCUCACUGCUUACAACAAGAAAAAUCCCGGCCACAUCGAUAUACUCGACUUCUUGACGUUGAAACUUGGCGGCGAAGGUGAGUUGGCGUCGGUGUUGGCGAAAGGCGCCAACAGCGACGGAGCUGUGAAUGCGAAAACUCUGGCGCUAGAGGAGAUGCUGCUUACGAAAUGGAAAAAUGAAAAGCUGUCCGCGCAAGACAUCGUGGAUCGGCUUAAACUGACCGAAACAAUUGACGAUCUAGUAAGCCCAAAGCUAGCGACGUUCCUGAAGCACAUUGCGAGUAUCUCUGGUGACGCAAAGGAUCCGGCGGAUGAGAUUACGCUGCUUCAGAUGUCUACGAAUCGCUUUGGAGAUGAAGCUGUCGCAGUGGCAUUGGUGAGGGCAAGGGGCGAUGCUUUCUUGAAGUCACACGUGGAUAAAUUGGAAAUACGACUUGUGGAGAUCUGGCUAGCUGAUGGAAAAUUACCUGAGGACGUUUUCGCCAUGAUUUCGUGCUACGGUGGUGAGCAUGUACUGGCACAGGUUUUAGUAUGGGCCAUGGCCUACGAAGGCUCGAGCAAACAAACUUUGAAGCUGGAGAGACAGCUGCUUUCAAAUUGGAAAAAUGAGAAGUUGAAGCCGAAUGAUAUCGUACGCAGGCUUAGAAUGACGGAUGACGUGAAAGGAUCGGCAAUCCCAAAGCUAGUGAUGUUCAUGAAGUACAUUGCUACGAGCUACAGAAAGAGAUGGAAGCUUAUGCGUACGCUUCCUGAAAUGUUCACGGAGCGCCUUGGGGACGAAGAUAUGAUGGGGGCACUGGUAUUGGCAAGCAAGAUCGACGUUUUGAAAGAAGACAUAAAGGUCUUGAUAAAUCAGGUUUGGAAGAGGCGGCUAGCCGCUGGCGAACCCAUUGAUCGUGUGUACAAGUCGCUGGGGAUAGGUAAAAUGGAGUCGAUGGCAUUUUUUGAUCAACAAGUGGAGGUGUUGAAAGAAAUUAUGAAGAUCUACAACAAAAGUAAGUUGACCGAUGUCGAUUUGCUGACGACCAUGACGUCUAUUUGUGGUAGUGAAGAAAACCUUGCACGGAUCUUAGGAUGGGCUACAGGUUAUGAAUACCGAAGUAAAAAAGCGUUGGAGCUGGAGAACCUGCUGCUUGGAAAAUGGCGAAAUGAAAAGCUGACGCCAGAGGCUGUCAUGCAUCGGCUUGGUAUGACAAGACGGGUUGAUGAAAUGACAGGUCCAAAGCUAGAGAUAUUUGUGAAAUUUAUGGAUAUGCACCAGAAAGAAGAUCCAACGCGUGAGCUGUCGGUCUUGAAGAUAUUUACGACGUAUUUCGGACAUGCAUGUGUGGCGGACGCAGUGGCGAAGGCAAGGGCGGGUCGCUUGCCGGAUGCGUACGAGAAGGUCCUGGAACCACAACAAUUGAAGAUAUGGCUAGCUGAAGUAAGGGCAAGGACGGCCGGCCCAUCAAAUCAGCACGUGAAGGAACUGGAGAAAGAGCUCUUGAGCAGUUGGUAUAGCGCGAACAAGUCAAUCGAGGAGGUGUUUGCGCUACUUGAUAUGAAGAGUCACGUACACAAGGCUUCGAGAGAUCUGAAAUUCAAGUUGCUGAUAAAGUACAUGGAGUCGAAACACAGUUGGUCGUGGCCGUCGAUCUUUGAGGCGCUGGAGAAAUGCUACGAUGACGAUAUCAAUCUCGCGCUCACGCUUGUCGAAGCAUAUCAAAAAGAUACUGACAUACAGGAUUUUGCCUAUGAAUACCUGACGUCUUUGUUCGACCGAUGGUGUAGUGAAAGCGUAAAGCCUGACAGUGAAUUCAUCAAAAGAGUCAAAGAGAGAGAUGCGGUAAACUGGGCCACGCUUGUUGACAUGUACACGGAGUAUUACGAUGAAGAAGCAGCAGAUGUGAUUCACCUGACGACUUCGAGACUCGUGUAA